UUAAGGAGGGGAUCGGCUCUCAAUCAGAGUUUCAGACUCCCAGAAACGUCGUCAAAUAGCCCUGGUGCUAACAUGCUAAUCCGAAAAACAUUCGCCAGGGCAAAAACUGGACACAAAAAUUACAAAUAGGAAAGAGAACGAGAGAAGACACGCCGUCGAGGACGAUGAGAAACUAACUUUAUUUUUUAAAACUUUUUUUUUUUUUUUUUAAAGAAACACAUCCUCAUUGUCCGUCUCGGCUCGUAGAAGAAGUGCUAUCGGCCAGCCGAGCUGCUAGCAACUUUGAAAAGUUUCCGGAGCUAGCCGCAGAGCUAGCCGCAGAACUUAGCGGAGUUAGCCGCGGGGCUAGCCGCGGAGCUAGCCGCGGAGCUGGGCGGAGCUAGGUGGAGUUAUCCGCGGAGCUAGCCGCGGAGCUAGGCGGAGCUAGCCGCAAGGAUAGUCCGGGAAUUAGACGAUCCAUGACGGGGGAGGGUGUGAAACACUCCCCGGUCCUGUCCGCCCUGUUCAGGAUGUCGACGGACUCCGAGCUCCAGGGAAGCGCAGAGUUUAUCAAAGAGCGCCUGUACUUCGCCACGCUGCGCAGUAAACCCAAAAGCACCCCCAACACUCACUACUUCUGCACCGACGACGAGUUCCUCUAUGAAAACUUCUACGCAGACUUCGGGCCUCUGAAUCUGGCCAUGUUGUACCGAUACUGCUGCAAGCUGAACAAGAAGCUGAAGUCGUUUACUCUGACCAGUAAGAGGAUCGUUCAUUACACCAGCUUCGACCAGAGGAAGAGGUCCAACGCCGCCGUGCUGAUCGGAGGCUACGCCGUGAUCUACCUGAAGAAGACGCCUGAAGAAGCCUAUAAAGCUCUGAUCUCUGGUUCCAACGCCUCCUACCUGCCCUUCAGAGACGCUUCCUUUGGGAAUAGCACCUACAACCUGACGGUGCUGGACUGUCUGAAGGGAAUCAGGAAGGCCCUGCAACAUGGCUUCUUUGACUUUGAGUCUUUCGACGUAUACGAGUACGAACACUACGAGCGGGUGGAGAACGGGGACCUGAACUGGAUCGUCCCGGGGAAGUUCUUGGCCUUCAGUGGACCUCAGCCCAAAACUAUCGUGGAGAACGGUUACCUCCUUCAGACCCCGGAGUCGUACUUCCCGUACUUCAGGAAACACAACGUGACGGCGAUCGUCCGCCUGAACAAGAAGAUCUACGACGCCAAGCGCUUCACGGACGCCGGCUUCCAGCACCACGACCUGUUCUUCGUGGACGGCAGCACGCCGAGCGACGUCAUCACGCAGCGCUUCCUGCAGAUCUGCGAGGGCACGGACGGCGCCGUGGCCGUCCACUGCAAAGCGGGUCUGGGCCGGACCGGGACCCUGAUCGGCUGCUAUCUGAUGAAACAUUACCGCUUCACGGCGGGCGAGGCCAUCGCCUGGAUCCGGAUCUGCAGACCGGGCUCUGUGAUCGGGCCUCAGCAGAACUUCCUGGAAGAGAAGCAGGCGGCGCUGUGGGUGCAGGGCGAGGGCCAGCGUUCCCACAAGUCCAAGCUGGAGGAGAGGGCGGUGCCUCACCUCAUCACCAGCAUGGGCGACCUCACGUUAAGCCCCGCCUACAACAGGUCGCCCAACUCCGACCACCUGCAGGAGAGCGAGCUGAAAGACGUUGGUCCUGGUCUGACUCAGGGAGACAAACUGAGGGCUUUGAAGAGCCGCCGCCCCCCCCGGCCGGCCGCCGCCACAGGCCCCCACCCCAGACGGGACGUGAUGAACCUUCAGAGCAGAUCAGCGUCACAGCCGCUCAGAUUGUCCUUGGGGAGCAGCCAAGGCCACGUCGCCCCCAUCAAGUCCUCAAAGUUCCCAUCAUCCUCUACUUCUGCUGCCGCCAAGAGGAUCGGCCGGAGUCCGUCAUCGUCUGCAUCGAACUUCAGGAGCUCCGCCCUCAGCUCCCGAUUGGCCAGCUCGCUCAGCGACCUGUACGCCGCUGACAUGGAGGCCAGGAGCGCCGCCUACGCCUCCCUUCCUCCCCCUCCGUCCUCUGUAAGCACCGCCCCCUCCUCUAUUGCCCCGCCCCACUUGUCUCGCUAUGGCAACGGGCCUCGCGUCGUGCAGCACGAGGUCAACAACAACAACGGCGGCGGCGGCGGCCCCUACAGCGCCCCCUACAGGGGCGGAGGCCACUACAGCGCCAUGAAGGGACCCUCGGGACGCUACCUCAGCAGAUCCAUACCCUCUCUUCAGUCCGAGUACAUCCAGUACUAAAAGUACCGACUGGAGCUGAGGACACGUUACCCACAACCCCCUCCUGCUUACCCAGAAUCCCUCCCGUGGCCGGACGCUGAACGGGAAGCUAACGAGUUAGCGGGAGUUCAUCUUCACGUGGACCGAAGAGGCGGAGUUCUGUAUGUAAAUGAGCUGUAAAUGUAAAUAUGAUGUAAUCUACACGCGUGUUGGCUGAAGAUAUAUUUACACACGAGAGGAAAAGAAGUGAUUUUAUAUUUGUGACAGAA
Mugil cephalus (flathead mullet) is the source of this 2497-nucleotide messenger RNA. It is a transcript of the gene cdc14ab, whose product is annotated as cell division cycle 14Ab. NCBI's taxonomy places the organism in Eukaryota, Metazoa, Chordata, Actinopteri, Mugiliformes, Mugilidae. The transcript has 16 exons. Gene Ontology annotation, cellular component: mitotic spindle; nucleolus; centrosome. The record is from RefSeq and is a predicted model, not a curated record. Gene Ontology annotation, molecular function: protein serine/threonine phosphatase activity; protein tyrosine/serine/threonine phosphatase activity. Bases 459 to 2249 code for a protein of 596 amino acids. Gene Ontology annotation, biological process: cilium assembly; protein dephosphorylation; positive regulation of cytokinesis.